Oncorhynchus keta (chum salmon) is the source of this 1515-nucleotide messenger RNA. Its product is annotated as serine-rich adhesin for platelets-like. Lineage: Eukaryota; Metazoa; Chordata; Actinopteri; Salmoniformes; Salmonidae. The transcript has 6 exons. The coding region runs from base 96 to 860 and encodes 254 amino acids. The record is from RefSeq and is a predicted model, not a curated record.
CCCAUCUUACCAUGGAUAGGGUUUGGUGCAUUCCGGAGUUCACUUAUGGUCCCACAAAGGUAAUCUUUGGAGAUGUUCAUUUUAGCAUACUGUAAAUGCCUGUGCACAAUGUGCAUAACAAAGCAUCAUUAUUGUCAUUCUCUUCAAAGGAAUUCUGCAGAAGCAGCCUUUAUUUCCAGACUCUGCAGGCCUGCUGGGAGGAAACAUAUUACAAUAAACAGAAGAAGCUCAUGGUCCACUAUCUGCUGCUCCAGAGUCAAGGCCAGGUCCCGCACCAUGUCACCACGGAGCACAUGAGCGGCUGGCUGGUGUCUCAGGGCAAAAAAUCCCUUAGGGAGAGGGUGUGGAAGGAAACCCUGGAGGAGGGGAAUGACCUCGCUCGGCUGACCUGGGAAGUCAACACUUGCCUAAAAAUGAUAGACAUAGAGCACGAGGCUGUCUGCAAGCUCCGCCGCUCCUUGCACCCCACCUCGCCAGCUGACAUCGACCCUAAGGUCCACAGCCUCGUGGAAAGAGCAGUAAGGAGCAUUAUGGGCGAGCUGUCCAAUGAGCCCCGUAGCAACCUGCUCAGCCCAUCCCAGGUGGUUGUGGAGGUGGUGCCCAGGCUCCUCCUGGCCCUGUGGCUUCAGCCAAAGGAAGGCCAUUCAGGUCACCCAAUCCUAAUAAGCGGGAUGGCCGUGGGCAUGGUGGCGGCCGUAGUGGAGAAGCUCUCCAGCAUGUUAAAGGCCCCUUCCCCUCAAAUCCCUUUCUCCCGCGCUGCGGCUUUUGAAUCUGUCUGGUCAAUCCUCGGGAGAAUCAGUCAGUCCUUCUCCACGGAUGACCUCCAGAGCCCAUUUUAUAUGAGAUCUGUCUGUGGCUGACGAGGUACAGAGCUGCUUCCAGCCCCCUGUAGCCACCUUACCAGUCCUCCCUGUCGUCGCUGCGGCCGUCUCCACUGCACCUCCAGACAUCCUAGCAGGUGAGUAGCAAUGAUAGAGAGCACUCUGACAGAUGCCUGUUGUGAUGACAUCCCGGUGACUUGUAGUUGUAGAACUCAUCAGGAUUGUUGUUCAUCACCACUAACAUAGAGGCAGACUCUGCUUCUUCCCACCUUGAGGUUGUAGACAUCACCCAUAACACACAGGCAGACACGGCAUCUUCCCACCUAAAUGUUGUGGACAUCACUCCUAAUAGAGAGGCAGAGCCCAUCUCUUCCCUCUUGGAGGUUGUGGAUGUCACACCUGAAGAAAGGACUCUCAAGAUGGCCAUCGUCGCCACUCUCCCAACUGACAUCCAAGCAGAGGAUGUUGCUGUGGUCAUCCCAGAUGUCACCCCACACGUCACCAAGGAUGUGACACUGGAUGUUCCAUGCAGAGCUGCAUGCAAAGGGAAAGUCCGCCAAUUUUUUAUCAGGCUUUUGAGGGCAGUGUGCUGCUGCGCCUGCCACAAGGAAGAGGAGGAACAAUAUUAGUUAUUUGUCAGACCUUCAGAAAUGGGAUUGAACCAUAGAACAUUAAAUUAUUUGCAUUAUAAUAA